This is a messenger RNA of Cherax quadricarinatus, 2084 nucleotides long. The record is from RefSeq and is a predicted model, not a curated record. NCBI's taxonomy places the organism in Eukaryota, Metazoa, Arthropoda, Malacostraca, Decapoda, Parastacidae.
GUUCCUUGAUACCGGUGAGGAGGCUCUUGAUGCAAGGAAUUGGACCUACACUAACCUUCCUUGGAUUGAACUUGACAGCUUCCAGUUCUCCGAGACGCUGUAUGACCCCUGUGUGUUUAGCACUUCGCUCUAAAUACUAUAAAAGACGUGUGCGGGUAGCGAGGUUCAUGUGAGGGAGGAGCGGCCAUCACUGCCCCACAACAGUGACACUCAGUGUCUCUGUAACACUCGCAGUGUCUCUGUAACACUCACAGUGUCUCCCUGCAACACUCUCCCACUACAGUGACAUUCACAGUUGCUACAAGGAAAAAUGGUUGUACGACAGUAUAAUGAAGAACUUAAAUACCUUGAAAGAUUGUCACCCCAAUGUUGGCGUAUCAAGAAGGGUUUUCAGCCCAAUAUGAAUGUAGAAGGCAUAUUCUACGUGAAUGACCACCUUGAGAAAUUAAUGUUUGAAGAGUUACGCAAUUCUUGCCGUCCAGGAUCAAUUGGAGGUUUCUUACCCGGUAUGAAGCAGAUUGCUAAUGUUGCAGCGCUUCCUGGUAUUGUUGGAAAAUCUGUUGGUUUGCCUGACGUUCAUUCAGGAUAUGGUUUUGCCAUUGGUAAUAUGGCAGCUUUUGAUAUGGACAACCCUAAAGCAGUUGUCUCUCCUGGUGGUGUGGGUUUCGAUAUCAAUUGUGGUGUGCGCUUGUUGCGGACCAACCUUACUGAAGCUGAUGUUCUUCCCAUCAAGGAGCAGUUAGCCCAGUCCAUGUUUGACCACAUCCCAGUAGGAGUUGGGUCAAAGGGUAUUAUUCCUAUGACAGCACGUGACUUAGAGGAAGCACUCGAGAUGGGCAUGGAUUGGUCACUCAGAGAAGGGUAUAUUUGGGCUGAAGAUAAGGAACAUUGUGAGGAAUAUGGACGUAUGGCACAAGCAGACCCAGCUACAGUGUCCAUGCGUGCUAAGAAGAGAGGCUUGCCACAGUUGGGCACAUUAGGAGCUGGAAACCAUUAUGCUGAAAUUCAAGUAGUGGAUGAAAUAUAUGACAAAUGGGCAGCCAGUAAAAUGGGAAUAGAGGAGAAAGGACAAGUGUGUGUCAUGAUCCACUCAGGCUCUCGUGGUUUUGGACAUCAGGUGGCUACAGGUACAUUAUCUGUUAUCAUGCACUGUUGCAUGGAAAAAGCAAUUAAGCGAGAUGAAAUAGACACAAAUAUCGACGUUACUUUGCCGAAUCCACCUAAAAAGGCAGGAUUACCUCAAGCUGUCUGCGCAGCAAACUUUGCUUGGGGUUUAAACGCCUUCAAUGACUUUUUAAGCGCAUUUGCCAAGCAGUUCCAGUUGAGUCCCGAUGACCUAGACAUGCAUGUUAUCUAUGACGUGUCUCACAAUAUUGCCAAAAUUGAACAACACUGGGUAGAUGGAAAACUUCGCACUCUGCUUGUACAUAGAAAGGGUUCGACUCGGGCCUUCCCUCCACACCAUCCUCUAAUUCCUGUUGAUUAUCAGCUGACAGGACAACCUGUGCUAAUUGGUGGAACAAUGGGCACUUGUUCCUAUGUAUUAACAGGAACUGAGCAGGGUAUGAUGGAAACCUUUGGAUCAACAUGCCAUGGUGCUGGUCGCGCUCUCUCUCGUGCCAAGUCUCGCAGAAACCUGGAUUACACUGAUGUUUUAAUUAAGCUUCAAGAACAAGGCAUAAGCAUCAGAGUGGCUUCCCCAAAAUUAGUCAUGGAAGAGGCUCCAGAGUCGUACAAGAAUGUUACCGAUGUUGUUGACACGUGUCAUGCGGCAGGAAUCAGCAAGAAAUGCAUCAAGCUUCGACCAAUAGCUGUCAUCAAGGGAUGAAUGUAUUGCAUGAUAUAUUACAUCCUUAUUUAUGAUUUCAUUCAGAUCUUUUAUCUAAGUUUCUUUGUUCUGUUUACACUAAUAAAUAUGCACGUUUUUGUCCAUAUGCUAUGUUAUAUUGCUGUAUGUAUGUACAUUUUUAAUAAAACAACUCAAUGUCACAUUAUUCCCAAAUUACACACCAGUCGUGCCAUGUGAAAACACAAGUGUUCAUUGUUUUUGGGACAGUGAAAUAUUAAAUAUCUGAAGAAAUGUU